Vitis vinifera (wine grape) is the source of this 615-nucleotide messenger RNA. Its product is annotated as desmethyl-deoxy-podophyllotoxin synthase-like. Bases 1 to 615 code for a protein of 204 amino acids. NCBI's taxonomy places the organism in Eukaryota, Viridiplantae, Streptophyta, Magnoliopsida, Vitales, Vitaceae. Gene Ontology annotation, molecular function: heme binding; monooxygenase activity; oxidoreductase activity, acting on paired donors, with incorporation or reduction of molecular oxygen. The transcript has 3 exons. The record is from RefSeq and is a predicted model, not a curated record.
AUGCACCAGCUUAUUAGCUACCUACCCCACCAUGCCCUGAGGGACUUGGCUAAGAAACAUGGACCUUUGAUGGACUUACAACUUGGUGAAGUUUCCACCAUUAUUGUUUCUUCCCCAGAAACUGCCAAAGGGGAGCUUUUUACUGCAAAACCUGUCCAAUUCUUCCAAUCCAUCAGAGAAGAAGAGGUAUCAGGUCUUGUUAGAUCAAUCUCUUUGAACAUAAGGUCGCCAAUCAAUCUUGCUAAGGAGCUUUUCACUUCUAAUCCGCCAUUAAUUUUUCUUACUGAUGACAUAAAAGUGGUUUUUGGAACAAUGGUACAUCGGGUAAUGUCAGAAAUGCUGAAAAACCCUCAAAUAAUGAAAAAGGCCCAGGCUGAGGUGAGACAGACCUUUGAGACAAAAGGGGAAGUUGAUGACAUCGGCAUUCAUGAAUUAAAAAUCUUGAAGUUAGUUGUCAAAGAGACUCCAAGAUUGCACCCUCCUGCUCCUUUGUUGCUUCCAAGAGAAUGUGGAGAGAGAUUUGAGAUUAGUGGAUGUGAUGAUAUACCAUUAAAUCCAAUGUCUUUGUUAUUGCAUGGGCAACUGGAAGAGAUGGAGGCAUUGAACUCAACCUGA